GUACCUGGUUGCAACUUAUUUGAAUGGUAUUUGGAUGUUGAUGAGAAUGAGAAUUCUGAAGCAAACGAUCCUGAACAUUACCAUAGAAACAGAGUAGAUGCAGAAAAAGAUAAUUUUGUUAAAGCGACUGUUAAUAACGACGAUGAAACGGUCUUUGAUCAUGGAAAACUAAUUAGGAGCAGUAAUGGAAUAUUUGACGUAUGCCGUGAUGAAACUAACGUCGAAAAGGAUAAAAGUAAUGCAUAUAAUAGUCACCAAAAUGAACUGAACGUAGGGACAGAUGCACUAUUGGAUGUAGUUACAAAAAUGGAUACAAUUAUAAAAGACUUGGGUCAAAAGGAGCAAUAG
This is a messenger RNA of Racocetra persica, 348 nucleotides long. The record is from the annotation of a GenBank genome assembly. NCBI's taxonomy places the organism in Eukaryota, Fungi, Glomeromycota, Glomeromycetes, Diversisporales, Gigasporaceae.